Messenger RNA from Eurytemora carolleeae, 2469 nucleotides. Its product is annotated as NAD-dependent malic enzyme 59 kDa isoform, mitochondrial. The transcript has 25 exons. Gene Ontology annotation, biological process: malate metabolic process; pyruvate metabolic process. The coding region runs from base 38 to 2023 and encodes 661 amino acids. NCBI's taxonomy places the organism in Eukaryota, Metazoa, Arthropoda, Copepoda, Calanoida, Temoridae. Gene Ontology annotation, cellular component: mitochondrion. Gene Ontology annotation, molecular function: malate dehydrogenase (decarboxylating) (NAD+) activity; NAD binding. The record is from RefSeq and is a predicted model, not a curated record.
GGAGUACAUGGAAUACCCGGUGAAAGUUUAGACAAAAAUGGCACACCUCGUAGGAACAGUGUCAACCAACUUGUCUCAGUCUACGAUCAACCAAAUACUCAAGGCUAGCAGCGUGAAUCUGCAACAAAGAUGCGGAAUAACAUCAAAAAUGCAUGGCGGAAAAUACUUAAAGGCGGAGAUCGUUAGAAAGAAAGGAAAGAAUCUUGUGAGUGACCCUAUAUUCAACAAGGGACUGGGGUUCCCUAAAUCAGAGAGGGAUCGUCUAGGGAUCAGAGGUCUUGUUCCUCCUACACAAUUGAAUCUGUCAGAGCAAGAGAGUGUUAUAAUGGAGGAGUUUAAACUCGGCUGGGCAGCCAGAGCUGAAAGGGAACCUGAUGAUGAGAUUAUCAAAAGUGGGGUAAAUCCCGACAAUAUUAGGAAGUGGAAGGUACUGCAGAGUGUACAGGACAGGAAUGAAACCUUAUUCUACAGAUUGCUUCAAGACAACUUUCUUCAGAUGGCUCCUAUUAUCUAUACUCCAACUGUAGGCUGGGCUUGCUCUCAUUUCUCCCAUCUUUACAGGCGUCCACGUGGUAUGUACUUCUGUCCUGACGACAAGGGGGAGAUGGCAAGCAUGGUUUAUAACUGGGAGAGCGACGAGGUGGACGCAGUUGUUGUUACUGAUGGAUCCAGGGUUCUUGGUUUAGGAGAUCUAGGGAUAGGAGGUCUAGGAAUCUCUAUCGGAAAACUAGAUCUCUACGUCGCCGCUGGUGGUUUCCAUCCUAGGCGAGUUCUUCCCUGUGUUAUUGAUACUGGAACUGCAAACAAGAAACUUUUGGCCGACCCAAGAUAUCUUGGUCUCAAGCAACCCAGAAUGGAGGGCGAGGAGUAUUAUGAACUAAUUGAUGAAUUCAUGGCUGCAAUCAAGCUCCGUUGGCCCCGUGCUCUCAUUCAGUUUGAAGAUUUCCAAUCCAAGCACGCGAUCAAACUGCUUAUGAGGUAUAAGCAGGAUUAUCUGAUGUUCAACGACGACAUUCAAGGAACAGCUGCAACUGUUCUGGCCGGUCUCUACGGAGCACUCCGAGUUCAGGGUUUAGGCCCUGAGGCUCUAAAGGACCAGAAAUUUGUUAUUUGCGGUGCUGGAUCUGCAGGCAGUGGUGUUCUUUUAACAAUACGGAAUGCAAUCACAAAAAGCUAUGGUUUGAGUAAAACUGAAGCUGGGAACAGAUUCUGGAUUAUUGACGACAAAGGACUUAUAUCCAAGUCAAGAUCUAACCUGGCAGAGAUGGAGGAUCUGUUCUACGAUCUCUCAAGCUUUGCCGUUGACGAUCCUGCCCUUGAAGGAAUGGGAUUGGUUGAUACAAUCAAACUUGUGAAACCUAAUAUUCUUAUUGGCUUGUCUGGUUGUGGUGGUCUCUUCACUGACGAAGUUCUGACAACUAUGGCAGAGAAUUGUCCUUCUCCUCCGGUCAUCUUUCCUCUUUCCAACCCAACAUCCAGGUCUGAAUGUACAGCAGAGCAGGCCCAAAGAUGUACAGGUGGUCGGGCAAUCUUUGCUAGUGGAUCUCCAUUUGAUGAUGUUACCAUAGAGGGAAGUGUUGUCGCCUCCUCUCAGUGUAAUAACAGAACGGGUUUACCCCAUGAACCAGAAUUGAUCCCAGGUUCUAUCAUCGCAUCCUCCCAAUGUAACAACAGGUAUAUCUUCCCUGGUCUGGCACUGGGAGCUGCUCUGGGACAAACUGGUGUUGUAUCCAAUGCUAUGAUUAACAGAGCUGCUGAGGCUCUAGUCGAGUUAAUCGAAGAGGAGGACUUAGCACGCCGCGCCACUUUCCCAGAAACAGCUGAUAUCAGAGAUAUUUCCUGCCACCUAGCGGCCAGAGUUUUCGAGCAGGCCAUUAAUGACGGCAUCAAGGCUGGCAACAAAUUAAUGUUUGACGCAUACAAUGAGGGUGGGUUAGAUGGACUCAAGGAGUAUAUUCACUCCAAGAUGUGGGUUCCUGACUACCGUCCACUAGUUUAUCUUCCACCUGGAAAGGGAGAAUAAACAGACCACGGCACGUUCUUAAACCUUAACAUCUGGAUUCCAGAGGUUUCUAUUUCUGGACACCCUUCAGGGGAUCAGAACACACAGACCUUUUUAAAAUAGACACAAUUGGAUAUAAUAUUUAUCUUAACAACUUACUCUUUGAACAUUCAGACAGUUGAUAAUGGAUUUAUACAUUGUUAUAUUUGUCGCCUAUUGCCAAAAAGUAGCAACAUAGCCAUUUUCAGAUUUAAAUUUCUAGGUGUUUUUUUUCAGACUGGGUUUUCUCAUAAAGACCUUAUUGAAAGUAGUCAUGCAACGUUUUUCAGUGAACACUAAAAAGUUAUUUAAUCUAUUGCGCUAUUUUAAUAAUGAUUAAAUCUAUAUGUAUUAUGUAUUAUGUUUUAAAGUUGUGCGGACAUUUAUCAAAUAGUUUAUUGAAUGAAUUAAAACUUUUUUUUAUGUGA